Molecule: messenger RNA, 4976 nt
Organism: Esox lucius (northern pike)
Lineage: Eukaryota; Metazoa; Chordata; Actinopteri; Esociformes; Esocidae
Gene: itih6
Product: inter-alpha-trypsin inhibitor heavy chain family member 6
Exons: 18
Coding region: 621-4310 (1229 amino acids)
Biological process (GO): hyaluronan metabolic process
Molecular function (GO): serine-type endopeptidase inhibitor activity
Source: RefSeq, a predicted model, not a curated record
AACUUAAUACUGAGUUUAACCUCUAUAUUUUAAAGUAUUGUCAUAUUACAUUUUAAUAAGGCUGCCAAAUGGGAAUUUGACGUUUCUUACUGAAGCGGGUUCCAAAUGGACUUUUAUAUUUUGGCGUUAUAGAAAGACAAGAAUACACUGUAAUUUAAAAUAGUUGUAAUUUCACUCAGGGUCUCAUUGUGGAAUUGAGAAAGAGGAGAGUACAUGGAGUUCGCAAUGUUUUUCUUUUAAAACUGUCGACAUUCAUGGGUUAAUUCCUCACGCUGCCCAACCAUCCGCAACCAAGUUAAGGCAAUUCGCCCGUAACUUCCAGUAGCCUACACGCGAGGUGUACGCAGAACUCACUAGAAUUCAACUGUUGCAACAGUGCGUCCCUUGGUAUCUUUUAGCUAUAUAGUAGGCCUACUACUAAUUAUUAUUUAAUUUGUUUAAAAACUACUAUACAGAGCUAAGAGGUGAACAAGUAUACUGCCCUUCAAAAAAAUACAUUCAACAUGUUAGGUUUGUUUUAUCGCGUCCUGGGUACGCACUCGAUCUCUCGCUGACUGGCAAAGUACAUUGGCAAGAGAAGGUUUUUUUCAUCUUGAAGACUAAAAACAAAAAAUAUAACCAUGGGGAAGGUGGAUUUAAAAAUCCGUUGUUUUUUCUUUUUCAUCGUCAUCUCAGCCCAGGGGGGAUUUUCAGAGGAAUAUGGAGCACACCUGGGAGCAAAAGACAUACUUCUACAGAGAGUGAAGCGCCAGAGUAAACAUGCUAAAUCUGUGCUGACGGUGACAGACUACCAUGUGAGGUGUUCGGUAUUGUCUCGCUAUGCCCGCACCACGGUCCAAAGCUCUGUGCGGAACCAGCUAGCUGUCACCAAGGAGGCAGCCUUCGAGGUGGACCUGCCCUCGGCUGCAUUCAUAUCCAACUUCACUAUCACCUCAAAUGGCAAAGUGUACGUCGCCUUGGUGAAGGAGCGUGGCGCUGCCAGGAAGAUAUAUGAUGCUGCCAAGAAAAAAGGAAAAACAGCUGGACUUGUUGCCACCAAAGAGAGAGAGAUCGAGAAGUUUCGCGUGGCGGUGAGCGUUCCCCCUGGCUCCCACAUAUCCUUCUCGCUGUCCUACGAGGAGCUGUUGCCCCGCAGGUUAGGUCACUAUGAACUGACCUUGGGUCUCAGACCUGGACGACUGGUCCCUAACCUCACUCUGGACGUCAGCAUAGUGGAGAGAACAGGACUCCGUUUCGUAAAGGUCCUCCCGCUGAAGACCGGCCGACUGCUCUCCAGCACCGUCUCAGAUGAGUCCGAGGCUCCAGCCUCGACGCGCAUCCUGAAGCGACCUGGUUGUGCCAGUGUCCACUACAGCCCCAGCCUGGAGCAGCAGGGCAGUGUCUCUCCCAAGGGCCUCCAUGCUGACUACAUCAUCCGGUACGACGUGGAGCUCAGCGACCCCAUCGGGGACGUCCAGGUGUUUGAUGGACAUUUUGUCCACUACUUUGCACCGCGUGGGCUUCCCGUGGUCCCCAAGGAAGUCAUCUUUGUCAUUGAUGUCAGUGGCUCCAUGAUUGGCACCAAGAUCAAACAGACAAAGCAGGCGAUGACCACCAUCCUUGGGGACCUACGUGAGGGGGACCACUUCAACAUCAUCACCUUCUCAGACAAGGUGCACACCUGGAAGAAGGGACGGUCCGCGAGGGCCACACCAAACAACGUACGAGAUGCUAAGGAGUUUGUGAACAGGAUCAUCGCUAAUGGAUGGACCAACAUCAAUGCAGCACUCCUCUCAGCUGCCCAGCUGGUCAGCCCGUCCCCUUCUUCCCCUGGCCCCAAUCGGGUGCCUCUGGUAUUUUUCCUGACCGAUGGCGAGGCGACCGUUGGCAUUACCGCUGGGGAAUCCAUCCUGAGCAACGCUAGGAGCGCCCUCGGUUCCGUUUCACUGUUCGGCUUGGCUUUCGGGGAUGACGCCGACUUCCCACUGCUAAAGCGUCUGGCACUGGAGAACCGCGGCGUUGCCAGGAUGGUGUACGAGGACGCGGACGCCGCGCUCCAGCUGAAGGGGUUCUAUGACGAGGUGGCCAGCCCACUACUGUCAGACAUCCAACUUACAUACCUGGACGACCAGGCCUUCGACGUCUCACGCUCCCUGUUCCCAAACUACUUCCAGGGCUCUGAGCUGGUGGUCACUGGGAAGGUGAAGCCGGGGGUCAAAGACCUGAAGGUGUCUUUGACGGCCACUGGCUACAAGCAGAAGGUGAAAAUGGAGAAUCACAUGUCGAUCUCAAAAGGAGAAGACAAUAAGACAGUGUCCGGUACGGACUGCCCUGGGGGUCCGGACGGCAUCUCCAGCUUCGUCCAUCGUCUCUGGGCUUACUUCACUAUCAAAGAGCUGCUGCUUGCUAAACUCAACAGCACAGAUUCUACCAUGCAGAAACUGCUGGGAGAGAAGGCCACCAUUCUCUCUCUCAAGUACAACUUUGUCACGCCAGUGACCUCCCUGGUUGUAGUCAAGCCUGAUGAGGAUGAAAUUCGUCCUACAGCAUCAACCACUACAACAGCGCCACCCACCACCACAACCACAGCUACUCCAGCUACUACAAAAACCACAAUGGCCCACUCUCCUUCCACCAAAACAGCGUCGCCCAUCCCUGUGAAAAAGCCCAGGACUAUCAAAACUAAACCCGACCCUCUUGUCAGCAAGCCUCCACCACCUAAACCCCCAGCUCAACCCAGAAAGGCCGGAACUCCACCACAUCCAUCUAAGCCAAAAGUGGCUCCACCACCACCCAGAAAAAAAACCAAUUCUACCAGCAAAACCAUCCCUGCCCUUCCUCCCGUGAAAACCGCCACGGCUCCUCCGAGCUCUCCUAGAACUGCCCCUGUCCCGCCUGCCAGGGCUGUCUCUACCCCCCUGCCCAACUCGUUCAAAACCGCCUCCGCUCCUGCACCUGGGAAGACCAGUACCACCCCUCCGCCCGCCACAGUGAAGACCGUCCCUGCAACCACCACCCGACCACCUACCACCGCCUCUACUACCACCACCACCAGCGCAGUCAGAGUCAACCUAACCCCUGCUCCACAGGAGCCUAGGAAACCUGCUACGCCUUUUCCCGUCUCGGUUAGAACCAUCCUUCCACCAGUUAGAAUUGCCUCCUCUCUGUCUUCCGUGUCGGCCACUGAUUCCGACCAACCCCAGUUCACUACACUCCAGGAGGGUCUUCUGUCUGUCCCACCUGCUCCAGCACCGGAGGCCAGUAAUACAGACAAAGACUCCGACGUGGACCAGAUUGCUACCUUUGUCUCUGCCACAUUUGCCCCCAUGCCUGGCAUCACAGAUGGACCCAAGCUGUGGGAGGCUUCCGGACUAUUGGAUGUCUCCACUUCCAUUCAGAUCCAAAGAAAAGAUAUGGAUCUGGUUAAAGAUUAUGAUGUAACCUACGACUAUGACUACGAUCUCAACUAUGACUCAUGGGAUGAAUCAGCAUCAAGUUUGCAGCCAGGUCCCCCCUCCAGAUUGAGUUCGGUCAGAGUUUUCUCCUCCUCUGUUGAUGGAGACCCUCACUUUGUGGUCCAGCUCCCUAAACUGAAACAGAAUCUGUGUUUCACGGUCGACGGCAAGGCCAAUGAUGUCCUGAGGCUACUAAAAGACCCAGAGAGAGGGAUCACAGUGGACGGUCAUUUGAUUUCGGCUCCAUCCAAACGUGACGUUCAAGACCGUCACCGUACUUACUUUGACCAGAUAAUCAUCUCCUCUGCUGAGGGAGGGACAGCUUGGCCGGCCUCCAUAACGAUCAGCAUUUCCUUGGACGUCGUGGUCGUGGAAGGAGAGGGACAGGACACCCUGCCCACCGGUCAGUGGGGAUCUGUGACCAGGCAGGGCGUGAGAGUCUCCAUGGAAAACUCAGAUGACUUCCAUCAGAGUUGUUGGAUCCAGCUGGCCGAUGACAUUUGUUUCCUGGUUCUUUUCCAUCACUACAAACACCCCAGCUACCUGCAAAUGGCCCACCUGGGAUUCUACAUUACAGAUGGACAGGGCCUCUCACCUUCCACCAAAGGCCUGCUUGGCCAGUUCCAGCAUGCUGACAUUAGCGUGUCGCCAGUGGAGGACCCCCAAGACACAGAACUCAGGCCCAGUGAGGACGGGGUACUGUCCAGGGGGGUGCUACGGUGGGGGGUGACACACGUGACGGUCAUCCUACAGAACAAGACCCUGAAGGACAAUGUGAGGAAGCGUCACCUGGGCAGGUGCUGGGUUGUGCCCAAGGCAGAAGUGGAGAUGCUGCUGGGGCUUCCCUACCAGAGCUAUGUGGUGGAUCACCUGUAAAUACUUAGCACGCCCGCUUCAAGUAAAUGUCUAAUACGCUGCAUCAGUCUAAGUGGUACGCUAGUAUGGAGAUUGGAACCGAGACACUCGUGUAGCUAGCACCUCAGAUUCAGUGCUGGCAGCUCAGACCAAGGGCAACUAUGAUGUUUCUGUAUGGACAAGUGGGCACAGGGCCAGGAUGACAGAAAGAGUCUUGGAGAACAAGAGAGACAGAUUUGAGAGAGAAUGAGAAGAGUCCAAGUAAGCAAAGGAAUGAUGAGGUAAUUCACAAGUGUCAGACAAUAAUAGAUCAGGUAAGAGUUUGAACGAAGUCAUUGUACCAGAGCCUUUCUGUAACCACAAGUGACAGACCUCUCCUACUGCUACUGACAGUAGGAGAGGUCAACAGUCAGAUCUAUUUAUUUUCUGUGUACUUCUAAAUCUGCUGAGAAAUUCGGCCAUAUCUUUACAUACAAAUAAUUCCAAACCAAAUUAUAUUUUCUUAAGUACUUUUGUAAUUCCAAUGUUAUAACAAAUCUAUUAAUAGAAAAUAUAAUUUGAGCAAUGUGUAAUUUUGAAAAGAGAGUGCCACAGUUGUGUUGUUGAGGUAUAUUAUUGUUAGGUAUACGUAUGUAUAUACAGUGCUGUAUGUGUAUUCCUAAAUGACUAAAAAUCUUAUAAGAAUUG